GAGACAACGCGUGCGCAACACGCGUUCAUUGCCUGAACCAAAACCGAUGCGAUCGCGAACACGACGUUUUGUCCCCUAAUCUUUUUGUUCUUCAAUUUCUUUAAAUGGAAGUAUUGAGGGCACACCUCAUUUCCCAUUGUUGCGAUUCUCUUUAACAUGCUGUGAAUAUUCUUUGUUAAUUUACAAUACGAGUGUUAGUUCUACUUUCGUAAAUUUAAAUAAAACAAAUCCUCUGUGAAUAUAAAUUUUAAACGCUUCAUUACUUGCUAUAUUUGAUACGGAUCUCAGGACUUACAUGAGAACGCUACCAUCCUGGUGAUGAACAAUGUAUAAACAGAAAUUUAUUAUUCUGGUGAUCGUGUACAGCGCCUUUGCUGCUCUUGAUGGAUACAGCUCCCAGCAGGACCCUGACCAGUUCCACAUACAAACAGAUGAAGAUGAUGAACGAUAUUUCCUAUACCAGACUCACAACGGCCAAUACCGCAAGGAAAGAAGGUUAAAGGACGGAUCUGUUGUUGGAACUACUGGUUGGGUUGGAGCUGAUGGAUUCUUGAGACUUCAAGAUUAUAUAGCUGACGGUCAAGGAUAUAGAAUUUAUAAAUCUAAAACGGUUUACGUGGGAGAAAAUCGUUCCAUUGGAGAGUCUCUGAAAAUAGCUAAAACAGCACCUACAGACUCUGGUUUUCAUAUUACUCCAGCCCCAGCACCUAAUCCUCAUCGAGGAACACCAUUAUUUACCACCACAACCAAAGCACCUUCUAUCGUUUCUUCCACAUUAAACCCACAGAGUAUUUACCCAUCAGAAAUUUCUAUAACACCGUCGACUCCUACCUACCCAAGUUCAACCUUUAUUCCUAAAGUAGAGGUAUCUCCAAAUUCCAUAGAUACUACUUCUAAAUUUAACCCAAAACCGACAGUUCCACCUAUCACUGCAGAAGAGGCUUCUCCAUCGCCCAAUCCAUAUGAUUAUGACAUAUCUAAUACAAACACUCUCGAUGGAUACUAUGGUAGCGAUAGCUCCCCUAAGGGCCGUUUUGACUUAUACAACCCUAACUCCUAUAGACACGCUGAUGAUUGGACUAGAAGGCAGCGUCCUGGGAUUUAUUUGGGAGAUGGUUACACCCCACAAUUUUCGGGAUAUGAUGGGGUAGCUUUUCGAAGGAACGGUUUUAGAUAUUAUCUUCCAAAACAAUAUCACGAGGAAGAAACCCAUAACGAUAAUGAGAGAGCUGGCAGUUUUGGUUACAUUGAUCCAUUUGGUAUUCGCAGAGUAAUAUAUUAUAAUACAGCUCCAGGUGAAGGAUUUCAAAUUAGAAAAAACAACAGAUAUGUUGGACAUGACGCGACCCCGUAUGAUCCCCGUCCUGUGAAAUGAAGUGUGUUGAAGUUACCACCUGUGUGUUGAAGUUACCACCUGCUAAACAGUAUUCUUAAACAGUUAAUGGAUAUAAAAAUAUUAGGACUGUCAAAACGAUUGAUCUUCGAACGAAACCUUUAAAGAUAAUGAUUUAUAUUGUAAAUAACCAUAAUUUUAUUAAGGCAUAACCUACUGUAAUAAUUAACAAAGGAAAUAUACUAUAACAAAAUUAAAAUUAAUCCUUUAUGAAUAGAAAAGGGGAAAAGAAAUAUUUAUUUUAAGAAUAUUAGCUACAGAACAAAAAACUUAUAAAUAAAUUAUUUUUUAUACAGAUAAGGUAUAGUAAUGCACACUGAUAUAUAAUUGUUUAAUGGAGUUUUUGUAAUCGAGUAUUUUACGUUUUUUAUAAAACAAUAUUUUUAUUUAAACAUUGAAAAAAAAGUUGCAAUUUAUAUAUCGUUAACAAAAUUUGUGAGCAUUUGUCUCAGUAACUAAAUUUUCAGAUCAAUUUCAUAAAAAAAAAAAUUACAGUUAGGUAUACAAAAAAGGACAUUUGUAGAAAAUAUUUACAACUUCGGACCAUUGAACUUGACUAUUAAUACAAGAUCAAACUCUUGAUUGGCAUUAUGCGUAGGCAAGUCAUGAACAAGUUUUUGUUACCUUAUAGGCUUAUGCUAUUAAGAAAUAUUAUGUAAAUUGUUCAAAACAUAUGUAAAUAAACUCUAUAUUUCUUAAACAUAAUGUGAAAGUUUUGGCUAAUGAAUUGUCAUUUUUAUGAAUCAUAUUUUAAACAGAAAAUGACUUCUCGUUGCCAUAACUGGUAGUGGGAUUUAUUUAUAACUAAUUUAAAAAGUUAGUUCUAAAUAUUUUAGUUGUAGUUGUAACUUUCUAAGUAACAAAAUAAAUUUAUCAUAAAACACUAUUUAUUGCAAUUGGUAAUUGUAUUUAUUAUCCAUUAAAUCGAAAUAUAUAAUGAAAUUACUAAACAUA
Molecule: messenger RNA, 2347 nt
Organism: Danaus plexippus (monarch butterfly)
Lineage: Eukaryota; Metazoa; Arthropoda; Insecta; Lepidoptera; Nymphalidae
Exons: 5
Coding region: 326-1375 (349 amino acids)
Cellular component (GO): chitin-based extracellular matrix
Molecular function (GO): structural constituent of chitin-based larval cuticle
Source: RefSeq, a predicted model, not a curated record